This is a messenger RNA of Rana temporaria (common frog), 1638 nucleotides long. RefSeq names its product fibrocystin-like. The coding region runs from base 170 to 1489 and encodes 439 amino acids. Lineage: Eukaryota; Metazoa; Chordata; Amphibia; Anura; Ranidae. The record is from RefSeq and is a predicted model, not a curated record. The transcript is spliced from 10 exons.
UAAAUGCAUUCAAUCACAAAAUGACUUGGAGCAUGACUUGAAGGAUUGUUGGACUCUCUUUGUGCUUAUGUUUUAGGAUAACUGGGUGUGCAGCUCUGGUUAUGGCUAUUUCUAUCAUCUGUCAUCAUCUGGACCUUCCCAAGCGGUACUGGGCUCAUUCAAGAACAACAUGGCUGAAUCCUGUACAAGAUCUGGCUUCUGGAUCCACCCUGAAUACAUGCCCAUCAGCAAUGAUCCGGCCAUGUUCCAAGACUUUACGGCCUGGAAAAGCCGAGGUGGAGCUCAGAUCUCUCGAUGUGGAAACAUCUCAUUUAAAGGCUUCAGGAUCUACUCCUGCCAAGAAUUUGGGAUUAAUAUCAGCGAAAGUAGAGGGAACACCGAGAUUUCAGAUAGUUUAUUGCUUGGCCAUUUUGAUGGGGAGGACAUGGCUUGUAUGAUGUCUGGUGUUGCUACUCCGAAAAGGUUCCAGUUGGUCAUCUCUAACACAACAUUUGUGAACUUUGACCGUCAGACGUGCAGCGCUCUAAGCACAUGUACCGGCUGUAUGAGGGGACAAGGUGGAUUCACAGUAAAAUCCCAGAGACUUUUGUUCAUAAACUCGCCCAGAAAACUGUUCUUUCCACGAGCUCAUAGUGCCUUAAUGGAAGACAUUGAUGGCUCUUUCUUUGGCUUGGAAGGGAGCCACCUGCUGGCCACCACGGACAUCCUCCCAGGCUGCUGCCUCGCAAAGGCUGAAAUCAGCAGUGGCAAACCAGCCAGUGUCUGCCCAGCCGACAAUAAGUUCCACCGAAUGACCAUCUCUCUAGGACACUCUCCCAACGUUGGUUACAGCCUGACAGUCAUCAACAGCAGAAAUGACAGCAGCACUGUGAACUAUGUAGAAGACACUCUGUCCAGCUUAUACGGCUGGCAGGCCCUGCUCCUGGAUAAAGAGACCUAUGCCCUCAUAUUCCAUUCCCCAGACAGGAGGAACACUUUACAUUAUUCUGCCACUUUUGACGAUUUUGAAACGGGAAAUUACAUGUUGGUGCAGCACUGGAACCUGCCGAGAUCCGUGAACAUCUCUAUAACUUGUGGGCUGAAACCUAAGAGACCUCUCCAAUUUGCUCCUCUGCCAGGGAAGAGUGAAGCCUGUGACUGGUACUACAACGGUACUCUCGGGAUACUGACCUACAUUGUCUCUGGUGAAGGCCUAAUCAGAGUGACGCUUACAGUAGAAGAGAGUAUGGCACCACCAACCACACCUGCACCCGAUCCUCUGCCUCUGGUCCUCUACUGGUCCUCUCCAGAUUCUUGGGUUGGGGUUGGAGAAGGUUGGGGAGGACAUGACUCAACAAUACCGCAGGCUGGAGAUGAUGUUAUUAUCCUACCCAGUUAUCUCCGGCAGAUGGAAGUCACUAUCCAGCUUGAAGAUGAUCAAUAUGGGGAAUAUGAUUCAUAUCAUUACCAAAGUAGUUGGCAGACCACUACAUGUCCCUUCUGGCAAUGAAGGAGCAAAUUUAAAACCAGAAUAAGAAAAAGGAGUUUAUCUCAUCUGACAGACUGGAGGAUAAGAAAAAUAGAAUGCUUUUUAAUGUAUAUUUUUUACACACAUUUCCAUUCCAUUAACCUUUUUUUUAAAUACACUAUUAGCUCUUU